Molecule: messenger RNA, 7253 nt
Organism: Haplochromis burtoni (Burton's mouthbrooder)
Lineage: Eukaryota; Metazoa; Chordata; Actinopteri; Cichliformes; Cichlidae
Gene: tp53bp1
Product: tumor protein p53 binding protein, 1
Exons: 28
Coding region: 1990-7119 (1709 amino acids)
Biological process (GO): DNA damage checkpoint signaling; positive regulation of transcription by RNA polymerase II
Cellular component (GO): nucleus
Molecular function (GO): histone binding
Source: RefSeq, a predicted model, not a curated record
UUUCUUUUAGCACUGCGGUAAAGAAGCGGGCGCAGAUAGUGAUGGGGCUGUCAGGGCGAAGCGUUAUAUGCGUCCACGGCGUGUCUGUGCGUGUGUGUCUGUCGGGCUCCAGCAGAGGUGGCUCACAUUAGACAUUUUGGGCAGUGCCUGCGCAUUUCUUAAUGUGGGUGUCAGGCCGACCUGCAGAAAUGACGACGUGACGCUGAACUUUGCGGUGUCAGUCGUAAGGUUGGCUGCAGGAAGCUGAUGCCCAGCAGCAUCCAUCCAGCUAGGGGUGAAGAUCACACCUCCUCAUCUUUUGUUACCGCGAAUAGAAGCACCGCGAGCUAUCUGGCACAAUCUGGGCUUCAUUAUUGCAUUGUUGCCAGCCACAUGUCUCCAUAUUGAAAUGCCGGUCAGAAUCCAUGCUGCUGCUGUUUCCCUGUAGUAUCAGAGGACCAGGGCCCAUCUCUUCUGUCUGGCAUCACACACACACACGGCUUAAGCUAAGCAGAAUAGAUCACUGCGAGUAGAGGGUGAGAUCAAACGCGAACAGGCUGUACAAAGAUAAGAACAAAAACCAGUCUGCAGAGACGAUUCCAGCCUGCUGGAGUAAAAAUGAAUGAACUUGGAGCACGCAGUGGCUUAAAGUGACCUCAUCCUGCUUCGUUAGUCUCGUGCUGUCAUCACUAUCGGUAUAAAAUCACUCACAGGAUCAUCUGAUAUCCAAAGCACCCUUCUAAUGUCUAACUGUUGGCCUUUCAUGGUUGUGAUGACUGCAGUGGAGGGUCUUCUUGACUCUUGAACAUGGUGUGGAUAUCAUUUAGUUUGGUUUUAAAGGUCGCCGUGCACCCCACCUUCAUAGGAGCCUCUUACAGCGCAUUAUUGGUCCUUUGUACUUCCUCUGCCAAACCGUGAUCUACAUUAGCAUAGACUGCGGUGUUACUGGUAAUGUGGUGUCUCCAUGGAAACUGGAGCUGUCAUAUGACAAAGUCACUUAAUAUUAAUCUUCAAACCUGCAAGCACGCAGCACAAGAUUAAAAGCUCAUUACAAAGCGUGUUUUAUAAACCCGGGCUUCAUUGCAGUUUUAAUCACCCAGAAUCAUCAUGUGAUCACAGGGCCUCGUUUCUUUUACGAUUACUGCCCAGGCCUGCAGUGCCCGAGAUGCACGUGUAGGCUAUUGAACCAUGCCCCCAGGUUUGGUUUCAGGGUUCCCCUUUUCUGAAAAUCCUUGUUUGCCAAAAUACAGAAAACACAGACUAUACUGUAUCCAGGAUGUCAGGUAACAUAUAAUCUGUGCACACAAACUCUUGAGGGGAAUUACAGUAAAAAAAAGUGAACCCAUAUCUCUUCCUGAAAACCCCACAAGGGCCCAUGAAGGUCUCCGAGAUCCCAGUGCGGGACCUGGUGUCCCAUAUUUCUGUCUUUGAUACGAUUUAUCACCACAGGCUGUGAAACUCCACCGUGUUGCGUAGAGUCCUUAAAAUCCAAUACAUACGGUACACAUAGAAACUGUAAUUAUAGCUAUAUUAACAUCAAUACAAUGAUACAGUGAAUGUGUACCACACAUGCUAUCCAUUAUAGCCACCCUGCUACCGUCGAACCAGUCGUGUGACGUCGUUAUCGCAGCUGAACCAAUGAAAUUACUUCUAGCAAUUUUACCGCGAGGAAGCGAAAUAUGGGCGUGUCCAUGUUCGUCCUUCCAAAGAAAAUGUAAAGAAGCUGCUAAAUACACACGCGAACCAAAACGUAAUGGCCUUGCUGGCUUACAGGUAAAUGUACCCUGUGUCACUGGGGGCAUGGUUAAGGUCCUCUCGGGCAUACUUGCUGUUGCGUUGGAAGCGGCACCCUUUUGUUUUUGGGCGGAGCGUUAGUUGCUAGCCUUUUAUUUAGCUAGCAGCGACUAUCUCAGAUAGCCGGUUGUAGGGACUCACAUGGCGACACCUCUGUUGUUUCACAACGGCUCGGCUAGCUAACAGCAGCCCGUCUCCUGCCCUCGGCCUGACCCCAUGGAUCCCGGUGGAAGUGAACUGGACUCCAGCCUGCCUCAGCCAGACAACCCGUGUUUGAUAGUGGAGGACUCCCAGCCGGACAGUGUCGCUUUAGAAGACGACCCCGAGAGCAGCUACCGAGCUCUGCUGGCCCGUCGCCUGUCCAGUCUACAGCCCACCGCUCGCAGCCCGGUACUGGAAUUAAUAUCUUCACCAAUAGGAAGCAGGUGCUCUCAGACCGGCAGCCAAUCAGAGAGCAACAGCCAGGCUGAGCCUGACGGUCUUGCUGCAGCCAACUCCAGUUCAGUGUUCCAGGAGGACAGUCAAGUUUUAAAUAUCUGCGCUCCUCCAAACAACAAAAAGUGUGUACCAGAGGACGCUGACAUGGAUUCCGGUGCUGAUUCUACUACACACUGUAUUCAGUCUGAAGGGGAAGCUUCUCAGUUUGGUUUUCUUGAGCUUUCUCAGACUCAGGAUCUGUGUGGGGAAGCUGUGAACAGUCAGGAGGAAGACGGAGACAAAUGUAACAAAUUGGCAGAGCAGAACAUCAGUUCCAGGACUUCAGAAAGUCAGGACAGCAAAGCGUUGAGGUCUGAGGUGAGCUCCAGCAGCUCAUCAGAGUCUUUGGGUCAGUCAGGCAGGCAGCUGAGUGUCCAGGUCCUGCUGCACUCGCAGAACCUGCAGGACUCUGCUGAGCAGGACCAGCAGGACUGUGAGAUCCUGUCCUCACAGGACGACCUGUUCGAUGCUGACAAGACAGGUGCUGCAGUGGACAGUACAGUGUCUGAGCCGGAGCAGCAGGGUCACCCCACCUCCACACCCGCCCACACCCUACAGCUGCUGCAUCUAUCGGGACAGGGAACACUGGUGCAGGAGAGUCUGUCCCAGAGCUCUGUUGAUUAUGUCGCCCCCACCCCAGACAACUUUAGCCAUACACCUUUAAUAGUUCCCAGCUCACCAACCGAACUAGAGGAUGAAAAUGGUGCUGAUUCACAAAUGGAUACGUCACUGCCUCCGGAUGACAGGGGAGCAGGAGAAAAGGACGAGCCAAUGGAAACCGAGGCCGCCCCCAAGCCACAACCAUCUGCAUCUACUCCCAUAUCCCAAAGUUCCCCUGGUUUUGCUUUAGAGCGAACUCUCUCUGUACCGUCCCAGCCCGAGUUCUCUCAUGACGUAUUUGUUCCGACGCAGAGCCAGGAUGCACAGACGCAUGAAAAGUCAGCGUCGUUGCCUUGUGAGACAGAGUCUCAGCAUCUUGAGUCGGCUCCCUUCACCUUGCCUUUGCAGCUCUCUGUGAACACAGAGAACAGCAGCUGUCAUCAGCUCACCUCUGAGGAGGACAGCCAAGCCACUCAGAUAGAGGAACUGGAGGAGCCGCUUGCCGUCGACACCAGCGACUCUGUGAUUUCGCGUCACGAUCAGAGAGAGGAGAGUAAAGCCGUCCCGUCGGAGUCACAAGCCGCCGCCGGCUCCAAAGUGUUGUCCUCUGCUGAAUCACCGAAGCGCCACGUUGAAUGUGCUGAGACUGAAGCGACCGAUCUGGCCCAGAAAUCAGCAGUUUCUCUGAAUGUACAAAAUGUGAAUGUAAACGAUGUGAAGGCUGACAGCAAAGAUGCUGGCUGUGCUGACAUGGUGUCUUGCUCACAGCCAAAGUUUGAUUCUGCUGAUCUGACAGGUAAAAGCUGUGUGCAGGAGACUCCCUCAGACGCUACGCCCUGCAGCCUGCCUUCACAGUCUAUGAUUUCUCAAACAUCUGCUGUGGAUGCAGAUGUGUCAGGAGGAACUGUAAAAAGUCCCUUUGUGGAAUCGUCGUCGCCGCAGCCUGAGGUGGGGUGCAACAGCCAAACAGACAAAAACUCAAUGCACGAACGAGGUGAAGAGGAGGAUCAGGAGGUGGCGAUGGAGGUGGAGAACGCCGAGGGUACCUCGGGAAUGGGUCUGGUUCUCUCCCAGAGCCAGCUGUUGUCUCCUGAACCCAUGGACGAGGAGAUUGAGGACAAGGCAGAGGACAGCAUCCUCUGUGUAACAGACAGUGAGAAAGAGGUGGCGUCACAAUCAAAGACUCACAGUUCUCAACCAAUCACAGGCCAAGUGUCAGUCUCUACCAAUGGCCAUGAAUCCCAGACUCAGGAGAAAGAGGCGCACUCGGCUCCCGAUAGGCUGUCCCAGACGGAGAGGGCGGGCUGUGAACCAGAGGCCCUCAAAGAAAAGAGCUUGAGCGACAGCUCGGGAGACAUUUCAUUCCACUUCACCCUUCCUAAAGAAGGAGACUUGAUUGGACCUGUUGUCGGCGCCACGCCACCGCUGAUCAACCAGCUGAAGCAGACGCUGAGACACAGCACUCCCAUCGAGAUCAGCUCUUUUUCUGAAAAGUCGGAUGCAGUGGGUGACGUCUCUGCAGACGUGGUGAUGGCCAGCAGCGAUAUCGUUUUGGGUGGAAGUGGCGGUGACGCAGCUGACAAAGGUGACGGGAAGCUGAGCUUGAGGAUGAAGCUGGUGACGCCCGUUGAGGAGGGCAGCUCGGAGCGUUUCAGCCUGCAGAAGCCGACGCCACCAGAAGAGGAUGGAUCUGUCACCAAGGUUACGACCGUUUCCCAGGCUGUAACCAGCCCGUCGGUGUUCACUCGGGUCAGGCAGGUGCACCGACAGCAGGAGGUGGAGGAGGACAGCCAGCCUGGAGAAAACACUACACUGGUCAGGGGGGAACUGUUCGCCUCACCACAGAGGAGCUCUCAGGCGUCCGUAUCGAAAUGCAACAGUCUGCCGAACAGCCAGGAUGUAUCGACCGCGCCGCAGCAGGACCUGCGGGAUGCGCUCGCCCCCGCUGAGCCGCCUGAGGACAGCAGAGGACUGCCUGAUGCUCAAGAGCCGACCUCCCCGAGCAGCACAACAGUCAGGCAGAAGGUGGUUUCCCAGCCGGCCUCUGAGAACACCAUCACCUCCACACCGCCCAGCAAGACAUGCCAGCGGACAGUCUCCCAGCAGACCGGCUUCGAUGCAGCGGGGUUUCGCUCCCCAGCUGGCCGGGGUGAACCCGAGUCCCCGUCCUUUAGAAGAACCGCCGUUCCCUCUCACCGCAGACACGUGCGCACCAUCCAGGAAGUGCGGACCACCGUCACUCGGAUCAUUACCGACGUGUAUUAUGAGGACGGCAAAGAGGUGGAUCGCAAAGUCACCGAGGAGAGCGAGGAGCCCGUGGUGGACUGUCAGGUCUUGGACAGCGACAUCUCUCCGUGCCGCACAGGCAGCAGUUCUGUGACCUCUGGUGAUCUGGGGGACAUCAGCUCGCUUUCGUCCAAAGCGUCCAGCCUGCAGCACAGUUCCGGGGGAACCAGCAGCAGUAUGGGCCUCACCAGACCAGACUUCAUCAUUCCAGCGAGCAGAGGGUUCAAAUCCACGAGUCCAAGGAGGGGAGGUGGGCAUCAACAGAGGGGUCACAGGGGUCACAGGGCAGGGUCAGUGGUCACACUGAACAGAGGCUACAGCACGCUGGGGUCCCGGGCCUUCGUCCCGCUGACCCCCAGAGGAAGGGCUAGAAGGGGCCGACCCCCGUCCCGCUCCUCCCUGUCCAGGGGAGGAGGCGGUGGCUCGCUGCAGAGACUGACGGCUCAGGGCCAGCCACAGUCGUCCUCAGAAGAUGAGCCGUACAGCCGCGUGCUCCCCGUCAGCCCCACGGACCCCGAGCUUCCCAGCCACUCGGACUCCCUCAGGUCUUCGCCAGAGGCGGCGAGCUCAGCCGGGAGCAGCUUCAUCGGCCUGCGGGUGGUGGCUAAGUGGUCAUCCAAUGGUUACUUCUACUCUGGUCGCAUCAUCAAAGACGCCGGCGAGGGGAGAUUCCGCUUGCGGUUUGACGAUGGCUACGAGUGUGAGGUUGCCGGGAAGGAUAUCCUGCUGUGUGAUCCCAUCCCACUGGAGACGGAGGUCACUGCUCUGCUGGAAGACGAGUACUUCAGUAUAGGUGUCGUUAAGGGCCAUAAAACAGAGGGCCAGGAGCUGUUUUACAGCGUGGAGAAGGAGGGUCGGAGGCAGUGGUACAACAGGACAUCGGUCAUCCUGUCGCUGGAGCAGGGAAACAAGCUGAGGGAGCAGCACAGCCUCGGGCCCUACGAGCCCACCACUCCCCUGGCCAAGGCCUCCGACAUCAGUCUGGAUAACUUGGUUGAGGGGAAGAGGAGACGCAGAGGAACCCCUGGAGGUCAGAACACUCCCAACCGCAGCUCCUCCAACAGCCCUCGCUCCCCGGGAACCUCCAGCAAGAGGAAGCUGAUUGCCUCAGAGGACAACCAGGGGCCGGCCAAGAGAGGGCGCAGGGGGGCGGGGGCCAGAGCUGCUCAGCGGGUCGGUGUGUGCAAUACCUCGGGCAGUGGCACCGAUGUCCCGGGUCAGUCUGGGGACGUGGAAGACUCUCACGGUCCGCUGCCCCAGAACACGUCCCUCUUUAUGGGCUUCGCUUUCAUGCUGACCGCGUCGUCUGAGACCGACCGCCUGACCAACAAGCUCACGAGCGAGGAUGAGGAGGAUUAUGUGCAGACGGGUCCGUAUAACAAGUCAUACACAGAAACCCAGCUGCAGGCGGGCGGAGGCUUCAUCCUACCAAACUUCAAUGAAGAACAGUGUAAGGCAGCUUACCAGAGCCUGCUCAUCGCGGACCAGCACUGCCGUACCAGGAAGUACCUGCUGUGUUUAGCCAGCGGCGUGCCGUGUGUGUCGCACAUAUGGGUGAGAGACUGCUGCAAAGAAAACAAACUGCUCAACUACAGGAACUACCUGCUGCCUGCCGGCGUGGGGCUGGACGAUGCCAUAGUGGAGUGGCAUCCUCGCUGCAGCCCCUUCAAAGGCCUGCGGGCUCUUCUGGUGUUUGAGAAGCCGGUGGAACUCUGGGCCCAGCUGAUUACCAUGGGUGGAGGCUCCUCCGUCCGGCAGUUCCAAGCAGACAAAGACGACUCUGACAUUCCUGCUGGCAAGUAUGACCUCGUGGUGACAGACCAUGCCUGUCCGCCGCUGCUCGAGAAAAGCGCAACAUCACAGGAAAUCCCGCUGGUGUCUCCGGAGUGGCUCAUCCAGAGUCUCAUCUGCGGGGAGCGCCUGGCUUUCGAUUGCAAGCCUCAGUUUUGCCACGACUAUUCCUCGUCCUCGUCGUCCUCAUAAUCUGACCCCACGUGCAAAAUGCCUUUGACCAAGCUAAAUGUUGAGCGUUAGUUCUGUUGCAUGCUUCUGCUGUAUAUAACUUGAUCCUGUCCGUUUUUAUGAGAUAAUAAAUUGUGACCCUUGUUUCAUUUUAA